This is a messenger RNA of Cololabis saira (Pacific saury), 6230 nucleotides long. RefSeq names its product sperm associated antigen 5 (gene spag5). The record is from RefSeq and is a predicted model, not a curated record. Lineage: Eukaryota; Metazoa; Chordata; Actinopteri; Beloniformes; Belonidae. Gene Ontology annotation, biological process: regulation of attachment of spindle microtubules to kinetochore; cell division. The transcript has 25 exons. Bases 149 to 5110 code for a protein of 1653 amino acids.
CAAUAGAAACGCUGCAUGUUUUGCUUUUUGAAUCAAACGCGGUUGAUGGAAACAAACGCUGGUUUACUCCCAACAUUUUCAUCCUAACGGCGAAAUUGGGGAGGAAAGUUUAUAAGGUGUUUAGGAAGCGUCUGAGAAUUUCAGAGAAAUGUCUUCCAGGAAUUCAGGUUACGGUGAAGACAGCCUGCCCUCCAGCAGAUGUGGAGUCCGUACACCCCUGAGAAGCCUGGAAAAUGAUAUUGGGCAGUUGUCAACUCCAUCAUUGAUACUCAAGUCAAAAUCACAGUUCAGCUCUGAUGCUGUCAAAAUGAAAAUGACUGGCAGUCCUUCCUGUGACCAGGGCCCCCACAUCUAUUCUGCUCCAAACAAACUAACACAAACCAGUCCUUCCCCUCUUUAUACCAACCAGGAGGCCUGUGGAAUUGGAGAUAUAACGUUUAAAUCCUUUAUUUGUGCUGGCGGUGAGGUUGAGAUUCCCGGAUCUUUAGCGUGUGCGGAGGGGAGCAUCAUUUUGCACAAAGACACAGCAACAUGUAACAGUGCAACGGAGGAAACACUCAUCUCUGACUAUGUGACAGAGCAGGCGGGCAGUGAUCACUUAGAACACCCUUAUUACGAUCCUAACGUGAAACAGCCUAGUUUAUGUGAAAUUGCCAACACUACACUCUCCUUUUGUAACGUGGAUGAUAAACAACCCAAGCAGAACUUAAGCACUUUUGACAAUGACUACUGUGGAGAGGAACCUGUCACUGGGAAGUCGUUCCUUUGUGAUGGAGGAGACAUUGAAGUUUCAGAUGCCACCAGACUAAAAGAUGAGACGAUUCCCCUUCCAAUGGCUGAGCUUACUAAUCCGUUACAGGACAUAUGUACAAAUUUAAUUAGUUUCUCCAUUGAUGACCUCAGUCAAGUGGAAUCUGCUGAUCAUCCAUACUGUAUAAAUGAAAAUGGCAUCAAUCCUGUCACCACCAGCUUUUCUGAAACCAGAGAUGUUUCUGAAAAGCCUGCCAAAGGGCUGACUGACUUAACCUUUAAGUCAUUUAACUGCACUGGGGGUGAAAUUGAGAUUUCUGAGGAUACCAAAUGUGCAGAUGAGACUGUGUCUCUACCUGUUAAUCACACUGUUUUCAGCAGCGAGUGCAAUCACAGUAUUGAUCCAAGCAUUUUAGCUGAAGAUUUGCAAAGUGGCAAUGAUCAUUUUGACCAUCCAUACUAUAACAAUGAAGACAACCCCUCUCUUCCAUGCUGGAGCGUAUCCAGUGCUCCAGAAGCGGUAACUUGCAGUACUGAAGCCGUUGGAGUAAAACAGGGAGACUUGAUGGUACCUGAUUGUCAGGAAAGUACAGAGGAGCAUGUUAAAAUCUGCUCUUUCAUGACAGCUGGAGGUGAGCUUGAGAAGUUGGAUGAUACACGGGUGUCAGAGAAGGCCUCCUUUCAACUUAAGGACCAGGAUGUGACCUGUCAACCUCUAGACAAAAGUGUACCGACAUUAGAUCUGAAUCAAGAUGACAAUGACCAACACCAGAACAACUCGAACAAUGCUGAGCUUGUUGACAAUCACCAACUUAUUAGUGAAUCUUCAUUGACUAAAACCUAUUCUAAAGCUUUGGAAUGUGAAACUGUUGAUGGCCAAGUGCAAAAAACGUUACUGAAUACAAUGUUUCCUGAGGACUGUGUAUUGCCUUCAGUGGCCCAUACUGGCAGCUGCCUUGCAGAUUCAUCAUCUCGUGAAGUUCAGCAGGAUAUGGUAUCGCAGGUAUAUUCCCCCGGGGAACGCCCUGAAUCCAGUGAGGUAAACGACAGUGCCCUUGGCUCCUCUUCUAAUAUUCCAGCUGUCUGCAAUUCUGCAGAAAAACCUCCUGUGGAGAACCCCCCAGAUGUUUUGAAAGUCCUGUCAGCUUUGGAUUUGAAGAUCUUCAGUCCUAUUGUCAGGAGAGCAUCUCAGGCUUUCUCCAAGGCUUAUAGGGAUUUGGCUCAAGACAAUUAUUUAGCAGAUGAUUCUGCUCUUGAGGGUGAGAAAAGCCUGGUUGCUCCUGCUGGGUUGUGGGCCGCAAACUUGGAAAGCCCCAUGCCUCGUCCUCUUUUCAACUCCACAGCUUUAGGCUGCAAACCCCAGCCGGAUACAGUCGCAGAGCAGGAAGAAGUUUCAGGAAAGAAAAACUGUGCGGUAUCGCAGUCUGAAGUUGAAAAGCCGCUACGGGAUAUGCCGUUAAUCCCCGAAGGUCAGCUUCAACAACAACUCCGGCAGAUGGCAGAGUUCCUCAUCUUGGCAUCAGGAAAGAUGGGACCUGGUUUUCUCCCUGCUUCUGCUGCCACCGUAGGUUUGCCACAGAGACCUAUUCCCGCAGAAUCCUGCAGUGUCUGUGUGGGCACCAGUCCUGUAAAACUGGUGAACCACAGCCUCAACACUUCUGGUGUCUUUGAGAGAAAGAGGGAGUUCUCUACAGUAGACUCCUGCACUGUGACUGACCCCCUACUUUGGAAUUUACCGGCUGGCAGCUUGGAAGGCCUACCCAGGGAAGAGCUGGAACAGAGAUUUCUGUCGAGCAUGAUCAUGGUGGAAGCGCUGGUGCAGCAGUUGGCUGCAGCCAGGACGCAGGCCUGUCUGUCUGCAGGCCCGGCUCCUUCAGACCUCAGAGAGAAACUCGUGCAGACGGACCACACUGAACUCAGUCAGAGCUCAAUGUACAGACACCUGUAUAUGGAAGCUCUUAGUAGGAUCGACGUGUUGGAGCUUGAUGAAAGUUCUCUGCAGGAUCUGAAGCAGCGUAUGGAAGACAUGAGGAUUCUUAUGGGUUCUUUGACUAGUGACACAGAUGCUGCGCUCUGUAACAUGAAAGAAUUGGGUGAAAUUGUCAAAGAGGACCACGAAGAGCUCGUUUCACACUAUGAGCACACAAAGUCCCUGUUUGAGAAGUCGAAGGAGACUCAGAUGAGAAUGAUGCAGAAGGUAAAGGAUGCUCUUCACCAAAGAAAUGUCAUGAAGACUCAGAUGGAGGAGGCCUUCACAGCUAAGGAGGCGGCUUUCAGUGCGGCUGAACAGUUGAGGAGCCACUGUGCCACAAACAUUUCAGCACUUGAGGAAAGUGUGGGAUCUCAGCAGGAACUCUUGGCUGCUCUUACGCAAACUCAUCCAGAGCAGGUUGCAUUAAACAAGGAAUGCACUGAAACACUGAACUUAGCCUCAGAUGUUUUAUCUCAAACUAUGGAUGAGCACUCCAGUUUGGCAAAUGAACUCUGCACAAUCAGGAUCUUGGUGCAGAAAGCUGCUCCCAUACUCCUGAAGCUGAAUGAGAAGGCGGCUGCUGCUCUGAGAGACAGGGAUGAGCACAUUUCUGCAAGAGAUCAAGCUAUUGAAGAGCGAGAACAGAUUGAAGAGGAACUGAAUGAAGCAAAUUUUAAUCUCCAAGAUGCCAGACAACAGAUUAGUGAUUUAAAUCUGCAGGUGACCAUUCUGACAUCAGAGAUGGGUGUUUUGCGACAGAAGCUAACAGAAAAAGAAGAGGAGACGGGUCAGCUGGAGAGGAAGGUGACGGAGUUGUCGGCCACCGUUUCCUCCUCUUUGGCAUCCUACACGUUCUUGGAGCAGGCGCUUUCCGCUGAGACCACAAAGUCGCAGCAGUCGUGGAAAGAUGCAAAGCAAGCCAAUGAGAAAGCCAAUCUGUUGGAAGCAUCUCUGGGUCAGUCGGAGCAUCAGGGUCGUGCGCUCAGUCGGGCUCUGGCUCACAGCAACGAGCAGCGCAGUCAGUUGCAGACGCUCUCGCAGUCCCAGAGUCUGCAGAUCCAGCAGCUCCAGGAUGUUUGUGCACAGCUCAGCAGCGUGAAGGAAAUGAACGAGUUCCUGCAGAUGGAGAACGACUUGGUGAGGGAGCAGCUGAGCGAGAGUGAGCGCAUGCUGAGGACAAACCUGCAGGCGCUUCGGGAGAGGAACAUCGAGUGUGAGGAUCUUAAAGGAGAAGUUUGUAAACUUGAGAUGGAGAACAAUAAUUUGCGUGAAGAGCUUGAAAGCAGAAGAUCUACAUCUGAGGCUACUCUGCUAGGGCUCGAAGAGAAAAUGUCUCUGUCAGUCACUGAAAUCACUUUGUUGCAUUACACGCUGCGGGGACUGACCGACGAGCUGCAAGCAGCUCUCAAUGACCAGACACAAGAUGCACAGAAGGAUCAAGAGCCUGAACAGAUCAACAGCGUGGACUGUCACCCCCCCUCUUUUGCCGACAGCAUGACUUUGACUGCUGACAAGGAGGAAGAUUUCAAACCCCAUACACCUGCUGGUUCAGUUCCCGCAGACAUUCCUGAGCCACAGAGCAAACCUUUUUCCAGUAAGACGAGUGCCUUCACUCGCAUCGCGGCCAUCGUCCCCAAACAGAAUCUGGACGCAGCCGAUUCCGAAGAGGUAGAGGAGCAAAGCGGCGUGGCCGAGCUGCUCUCUGGUCUGGGCUGCACCGUCAAGGAGCUCGCCCGCAUGCUGAAGCUGGUGCAGCGGCGCAAAGACGCUCAGCUGCAAGAACUACAAAACACCAUCUGUAGCCUCCAGAUGGAGCAACAGGAUGCAAGUAACAGGCAUCAAAGUGAAGUGUCUGAACUCCAGCGCCAACUCAGUCGUCAUAACAACCUUCUUGAGCGAGGAAAUCAGGCUCUGCAGCAGAAAGCAGAGGAUGAGAAAACUUUGUCAAAGUUGAUGUCAGAAGUCCAAGAGUUUCAUGACAUUGUAAAAAUGUACAAGACCGACGGCAAUGAAAUGCGAAAGGAAGUGACUGAGCUUCGUCGAGCUCUGCAGCGGGCACAAAAUGAGUCUCGGCUACUGCAGGAGGAGUUGAGGAAAGCUGGUGGCCAGUCAGCUAACCCGGCACAUCACAUGGAAGAGAAGAUCCAGCUACUGAAAGAGGUGGAGAGGCUGAGGACAAGUCUGCAUGAAGUGGAACAAGCAAGAGGGAAACUCCUUGAACGAGCAAAGAGACAUCAAAUGAUCUAUGAGACCAACCACCAGAAAAGUGAGAAUGAGCUCCAGAUAUUAAACAGCAUGAUCAAUAGAGUCCGGGAGACUCUGCUGUCUUUGCCAGAUAUUGUGAGGAACUGUGACCAGCUCAAACAUCUGGCUGAAUUCAUUGGCUGACAUGUUUAUUGUCACCUGUUUGGUUUAUUUAUGUCAGUUACGUUUGAAGUUGUUCUGACUAUUAUUUUUGUGUUUCAAUAGUUUAUUAAAAUAUUUUUAUGUCUUAUCUGGCUUUUGUUCAUCAUUAAUCCUCUUACCAGAUAGUAAUACACAUGCAAAUCUGUACUAAGCUGCUCUAAGUGACUACUUACUCCCAAAAUGAAACAUUUCUAACCUGAUGUGGAGUGUUAUCUACUAGCAAGACAAUGACCCUCAUCUGCAGGACUAAAAGCGUCACAGAAUGGAUAAUAUGAAUGAAAUAAUACCUUCAGUGUCCUCACAUGUCCUCAAAACACCAAAUGGUAGAAGUACUGUAUUUUAGAGCAGUGGAGUUCAACUGAUCUGACUUUGGGACCUGAAACCUGCCCAGCAUUAACAGCAUUUAGGCAGUUUUGUGGUUGUGUGUUUUUAAAAUAUGUGAAUAUAAACUUGGAAAUAAUAAAGGAAGAAAGUUGUGGCCAAAGUUGAGUGUAUUUGUAAAUAAUUUUACAGCAAAUUAACAAAAGAACAACAAACAAACAAACUUAAACAUGUUAUUUGCUUUGUCUGUUAGGAUAAUUGUGUGCGCACUAAUGUGUAAGGAUUCACAGGCAGCAACAUGUUUUCCUGCAAAAUUCAGCGAAUAAAUAAGCAGUAAAACUAUCCAGUAACUCAAUCAAGUUCAUAAAGCUGACAUAAUCUAAACAGUUGGUGUUUUCCUGAAAAAUGUAUUAAAGUGCAACAACUGAGAAGUAGCUCCAACAAGACUUAAGAAUAUGUAGCUUUAGCGUCACCUGAGGCGCAGCCCCGUGAACCACUUUUGGGUCCCGAACCACCAGUUGAGAAUCACUGUUUUGGAGGAAUGAGGUGCUGCAGCCUGUUGGUCCAGGGGCAGAAGACGUUCUGGAUGAAAAAACGCUCCUCUUUUAGUUUGUCGCCUUUUCUAGGAAGUUUUCAUAAUUUUGUACGGAAGCAUAGAACUGCCACCAUCUUUAAAAGACGGUUAAAGCCAAAUCAUUUCAUAAUGUGAAAUGUUUAUGUUCAAACGAUAUAUAUUUUUUACAUUUGUACAAUAUCUUAUCACAUUAUUACAAUAAACCUU